GUGUUCACUGUAUGCCAACCCAGUGAUAGAUGGACCCAUGCAUACUUGUGCAUGCUAAGGAUGGCUUUUGAAUUUUCCUUAGUGAGAAUCAUUACACAAUAGUCCGAAAGUAGUAGUAUCUCUGGAAGCCCUGUGGUUCUACAGGUGCCCUCAGAUUCAGGCUCCUUUUAUGUUGUAAGUACACGGUGGCCCUGGUGCUCAUCUGAUAGGAGCCCUCAGAUCUCGGAGCUUUCAGUUCUAUUCUAACCCAGGGUUUUCUAUAGGGAGUGGGAGAGAAGGCGCAAAGAGGCCACUGAAGGACACAAAACGUGCCCAAAUCCAAUCUAAACUCAUGGAAUGAUUUCACGCUGAGCCUCUAACUCCCCACACAUUGUUUCAAGUUAUCCUAUGACACUCAGACAAUGAGGGAUCACAGUCACUGCCCUGGCCGGCCAAGCGGAGGACCGAACUCCAGGACUAAGGAGAGCUUCCGGGGGCGCGCGAGCCCGCUCUGCGCAGGCGCAGAAGGCAGCACAGUUCCCGGCCUCUCAGAGGGAGGAAGGAGGAGUCAGGAGUCACCGGGUUCCUGGCGCCGCCUGGAGACAAUGAACGCGGCGAUCCCGGGCGGUCGCCGCCGGGCACGAGUGUCACGCCUCAUCUCGUUCAGCGCGAGCCAUCGGCUGCACAGCAAAUCUCUGAGUAAUGAGGAAAACUUGAAACUCUUUGGGAAAUGCAACAAUCCAAAUGGCCAUGGGCACAAUUAUAAAGUUGUGGUGACAGUACAUGGAGAGGAGGCAAUUAUAAAGCCCCUAGAUCACAAGAACCUGGAUCUGGAUGUGCCAUACUUUGCAGAUGUCGUAAGCUGGAGCUUCUGCGUGAGGUCAGACAUGCAAAUCUUCUUCCCGCCCCUCCUGAAAACACAGUGCCUUCUGAAACUGGCCAAGACACCCACCAAGAAUGAGUCAUCAGUCACUAGUCACCUGUCACUGACGAUCCUCUACCAAUUUCAGUUUGGGGAAUAUACAGAUGAUGAUUUUAUUUUGCAUAUCAUUCAUCUCAACAUUUGCUAUUUGAAGAAAGCUGUUGAGACAUGUUCUUCACCUUUUGAUGAAGCUCAACAAUCUUCUCAGGUGCUUCCAGAGUUGAAAACUGCUCUACUAAGUGGUUUAGGGAAAAGAAGAAUGAAUCUGAUCAGCAUGCUGCUCUCAAGGGCCUGGUAACAAGUUGGGAAAGGAGAAAUGGCCAAGUUGGCUGGGAAAAUGAGUGGGACCUGAAGAUACAAGGGCAAUGCCAGGACCCUGUAUAUAGAACUUCUUGAGAGCUCCCAUGAGAUGUGGAUGGCAUAAAAGAAGACCGGACACCUUGGGGAGCCACUACCCUGACUUCCCAGAGUCUGUGGUGCAUUUCCCUGAUGUGUAUUUUUAUUUUUGCUUUUACCUUUUUUUCCCUCUUGUUCUGCCCAAGCUCACUCUACAGAGCUAG
Messenger RNA from Heterocephalus glaber (naked mole-rat), 1461 nucleotides. The record is from RefSeq and is a predicted model, not a curated record. Lineage: Eukaryota; Metazoa; Chordata; Mammalia; Rodentia; Bathyergidae.